AUGACGAACAACAAGACGGUCAAGAUCGGGGUGUUCAUCCCGUUCGAGUGCCAGCUCCUCGACAUGGCCUGCAUCGACGUCUUCGCAAUGAUGUCCAAGGAGUACCUCGGCGGGUUGCCCAUGCUGCCGAAGCACAUCUCGGCGCUGGCGCCCAGCGUGAGCAUCUUUUACAUCACGGCCCCCGCCGCAGCCGGCACCGAGACCGCCGAGCCGCGCCCCCCGAACUUGUUGCAGCUCACGGCGGGCGUCAAGAUGCAGGCCACGCACGACAUCUUGCACCCGGACGUGCAGCCGGGCAGGCUGGACGUCCUUCUCGUACCCGGCCCGGACCCGGACGCGAGCUGGGGCGAGGAUGUGCUCGGGUUCCUGAAGGACCAUGCCGAGCAGAGGGAAGUGACGGACGUGUUGAGCGUCUGUACGGGCGUUUUUCUGUGCGGCGCCGCGGGGGUGUUGGAGGGGAGGAUGGUCUGCGGGCCGAGGGGCUUGCAGGACAUGUUGAGGAAGAGGUUCCCCGGGGCCGAGUUCGUCGGGGAGAAGUAUCGGUGGUUCCAGGACGGGAACUUUUGGAGUUGCGAGUCGACUCCUGCUUGGAGCCAAUGCCGAGAUGGAAGGGCCGUGGCUGAUUUGACGACAGGCGGCAUCACGAACGGCAACGACCUCGUCGCGGCGUACGCGCGGGGCAGUAGGAAGCAUUUCCCCGCGGCCAUUGCUGAGAUUGGGUGCCAGCUGGCCGACGUCGGGGAUAGGCCGCAGCUGUACGAGCAAGGUCAGACGAAGUUCUUCUUGGGGUUCGUGUGGCAGAUUGUCAAGGCUUGGUUUGGGGAGCCGAGCAAGGACACGGAGAAGAAGGACAUCUGA
Molecule: messenger RNA, 858 nt
Organism: Colletotrichum spaethianum
Lineage: Eukaryota; Fungi; Ascomycota; Sordariomycetes; Glomerellales; Glomerellaceae
Exons: 2
Coding region: 1-858 (285 amino acids)
Source: RefSeq, a predicted model, not a curated record